Stylonychia lemnae is the source of this 1050-nucleotide messenger RNA. Lineage: Eukaryota; Ciliophora; Spirotrichea; Sporadotrichida; Oxytrichidae. The record is from the annotation of a GenBank genome assembly.
AUGCUCAGCAAGUAAUCUUCUUGCGAGAGCUUCAGUUCAACCAACAGUAUGGACGAAACAAGAUCAACUAAAUCAAAAGACAGCACAGAGACUGACAAGAAGCAACUCCCUACCUUUACUAAUGAAGUUGUCGUAAUUAGACCAGAAGUGUUUUAUGAGAACGAAGAUUGUCAAACAGACAAUAAAUUUAUGAAAAGUUCUGGGCUGAAGAGACAAAGCACUAAUGACCUCGCCUAAAUUGAAUUUGAUAAAUUUAAAGAAACCCUUUAAAGCGGUGGAAUCAAAGUGGUAGAAUUCGCGAAAAAAGAUUCAAGAGCUCCUGACGCUAUAUUCCCAGACUGGUUCACCACACACAAGAAUGAUGACAUCCCAGAAGGAGUUUUUAUCCUAUAUCCCAUGAAGCAUCAUUCUAGAUAACUAGAAAGAGAUCAAGAAAUUAUAGAGGAACUUUCCAAGAACUACAAACAUUUUAUCGAUCUCUCAGGAUGGGAAGAGAAAGGCAAAGCACUUGAGGGCAAAGGAUCAUUGGUCUUCGACUACAGGAAUCAAAAGAUUUAUUGCUCAUUAUCACCAAGAGCAUGCGGUGAAGUUGUUGCAGACCUGAUAGUAUAGUGGAAUAAAAUCUCAUAGAAACAAUACAGAUCUGUGACUUUUACCAGCUAUGAUAGAAAAGGAAACAUCGUAUAUCAUACUGAUUGUAUUCUAACUCUGCUCAAUGAUCAUGCUGUUAUUUGUGUUACAGCAAUAAAAGACAAAAAAGAGAGAAAAAGAGUUCUGAUUGAACUUUCAAAUCCACCAAUUAAUAACAAACCUUACCAAAUCUUAGAAAUCGAUAGGCAUGAAGUAGAAGGAAUGUGUGCUAAUAUGUUUAAUCUAGUAGAUAGCGAGGGAAGAAAUUGUAUUAUCAUGUCAGACAGAGCCAGAAGGACUUAUGAUCCAGAAAAGUUCUAAGAAUUACAAGAAAACUAUAUAGUUCUAGUCGCAAAUAUAGACAUGAUAGAGCUUGUCGGAGGUGGAUCGACUAGAUGCAUGCUCGCUGAAAAAUUCUGA